GCGUGCGUAAUGGGGCACUUUCCAUGCACGUGUUGCAUAAUAUUAUUAUAUAUCAUCCAAAAAUGUGUAUUUCUGUCAACGUUAUCCGGCUUUCCAUAUUGCUCCCUUAAUUCCUUCAAUAGCAUUUUAGCCUCGAAAACGUUAAAACGAAAUCGCGCAGCUAUCACAAUCGCUCUUUUCUCGUAACAAUGAUUCGCGCAUUAUAUUUGACUAUUAAGUAACUAUAUAACAGAGUAUUGUAACUGUAUAACAGAGUUAUGGUUAUUAAGUUACUAUAAUAUAUAACAGAGUACCUCUUACAGAAGGUUUCGCCAUACUCGCGCUUAUGUAAGUUUAGAAUCUCUGUUACGCAGCGGGUUUCCAUCGUAUUGAAUCCUCAUACAGCAAAUUAGAUAUAACUAAUUGCAUUAUGCCCUGGGACACAAGUCCCCCGCGAUGGCACUCUCUCAUUUGAGCAUCGGGCAAGCUUAAGUUCACAUCGAAGUUUACCUUAACGUCGUUCCGCUUAAAGUUGCCGAACCAUGACAAAGAAGUUCGAAUUUAAUUGGCGCAUCGAAGUGCCGGAGCUCUUGAGAAAUGGCUCGGUGUUCGAUCGAUGGUUCGAAGACAAAGAGACGACUGAAUACGAGCCGAAUUGCCUAUUCAAAGUCGACGAGUACGGCUUCUUCGUAUACUGGAAAAGCGACGGCAAGGAUGGUGAUGUCAUAGAAUUGGCUCAAGUGAGCGAUAUUCGUUAUGGGGGCACGCCAAAGGAUCCAAAGUUAUGCAAUAAAUUAAGUAAACACGGAACUUUGGAGCAAUUGGAUCAAAAAAGUUUAACUAUAUGCUCCGGGGUGGAUUAUACGAACAUUACUUAUCAGCAUGUUGUAUGCCCGGAUGCACAAACAGCCAAGGAUUGGCAGGCUGGUUUGCGUUUAAUUACGCACAACACGAAAGCAAGUAACGUUUGUCCAACGAUACAGCUUAUGAAGCAUUGGAUGCGGCUAAGUUUCCAAGUCGAUCCGAAGGGAAAGGUACCCGUGAAAGUGAUAUCAAAGACUUUUGCAUCUGGAAAGACCGAGAAACUCGUUUAUCAAGGAUUAUCGGAGCUAGGUCUGCCUAGUGGAAAGAAUGACAAAAUAGAACCAGAGGCCUUCACGUUCGACAAGUUUUAUAGCUUGUACUUUAAGAUAUGUCCUAGGAAUGAUAUCGAGGAACUUUUUCAAUCCAUCACGAAGGGGAAAACUGAUACCAUAAGUUUGCUGCAAUUGGUGGAAUUUAUGAACACGAAGCAAAGGGAUCCGCGACUCAACGAGAUAUUAUAUCCGCUUUACACGGAAAAGAGAUGUACAGAAAUCAUAAAUGACUACGAGACGGACGAGAAAGCGAAAGCGGAAAAGAAGCUGACGAAGGAUGGUUUUAUACGAUACUUAAUGUCGGAUGAGAACGCGCCGGUGUUCUUAGACAAAUUGGAAGAAUGGAUGGACAUGGACCAGCCGCUCGCUCAUUAUUAUAUCAAUUCGAGUCACAAUACUUAUCUCAGCGGACGUCAGAUCGGUGGCAAGAGCACCGUUGAAAUGUAUCGACAGGUUCUGCUUGCUGGUUGCAGGUGCGUCGAGCUGGACUGUUGGGAUGGAAAGGGCGAAGAUGAGGAGCCUAUCAUAACUCACGGCAAAGCUAUGUGCACCGACAUCCUUUUCAAGGAUGUGAUCUACGCUAUAAGAGACACCGCGUUCGUUACUUCCGAAUAUCCCAUAAUUCUGAGUUUCGAGAAUCACUGCUGCAUGAAGCAGCAAUAUAAACUGGCGAAAUACUGCGACGAAAUAUUUGGCGACCUGUUGCUGAAGGAGCCCUUGAAAGAUUAUCCUCUCGAGCCUGGGUGCCUUCUUCCUCCGCCGAGCGCGCUGAAACGCAAGAUAUUGAUAAAAAACAAACGAUUGAAGCCGGAAGUGGAAAAGGCCGAGCUCGAGCUCUUCCGCGCCGGACAGUUCGAAGAUAAGGAUGAAGUGGUAGAGGAUGCCAGUGCCCCUGCAGUUGCUCCACCUCCAGAGCCAGAGCCGCCAAAGGAAGGCGAAGCUCCUGCUGCAGGCGAAGGAACUGAAGAGGUACAAGCGGUUCAAUACACGGGUAGUACAAUGCGGGUCCAUCCUUAUCUCUCGGCAAUGAUAAACUACGCGCAGCCAAUAAAGUUCCAGAGUUUCGAAGCUGCAGAGAGCAAGAAUAUACAUCAUAAUAUGUCUUCGUUCUCCGAGACUGCCGCUCUUAACUAUCUGAAAACUCACUCCGUGGAGUUCGUUAAUUACAACAAGCGGCAAAUGAGUCGAAUAUAUCCAAAGGGCACGAGGGCUGAUUCGUCGAAUUACAUGCCCCAGGUCUUCUGGAACGCCGGUUGCCAGAUGGUGGCUUUAAACUUCCAAACUCCCGAUCUGCCGAUGCAGCUCAAUCAAGGGAAAUUCGAGUACAACGGUACGACGGGUUACUUGCUGAAACCCGACUUCAUGCGGAGGCCCGAUCGAAGCUUCGAUCCUUUUUCCGAGGACGUCGACGGCAUCAUCACCGCGCAGUGCGCGGUACAGAUCAUUGCCGGGCAGUUCUUGUCGGACAAGAAGGUGGGCACGUACGUGGAGGUGGAUAUGUACGGUCUACCGGCAGACACGAUUAAGAAGGAAUUCAGGACACGAAUGGUACCGUCAAACGGUCUGAAUCCGGUCUACAACGAGGAGCCGUUCUUGUUCCGGAAGGUCGUGCUUCCCGAUUUGGCGGUGCUCAGAUUUGGUGUGUACGAAGAGAACGGCAAAUUGCUCGGACAGCGAAUCUUACCCUUGGACGGGCUUCAAGCCGGCUACAGACAUAUCUCCUUGAAGACCGAAGCGAACUUCCCGAUGGCGUUGCCCAUGCUCUUCUGCAACAUAGAGCUCAAGAUUUACGUCCCCGAUGGAUUCGAAGAUUUUAUGGCCGCCUUGUCGGAUCCGGGUGGUUUUAACAAGGCUGCCGAGAAGCAAACUGAGACGAUGAAGGGACUCGGAAUAGAACAGACGGAUGCCAAGGCGGACGCUAAGAAGAAGAAAGAAGAAGAAGCGAAGAAGGCGGAGGUAUUAAAACUGGAACCUAUUACGUUAGAAUCGUUGAAAAAAGAGAAAGGUUUCAAAAUGGGCAAAAAGCACCAGAAAGAGUUGGAUACCAUGAGGAAGAAACAUGCUAAAGAAAGACAAACUAUGCAGAAGAAUCAUUGUAGUGCCAUCGAGAAGUUAACCAGAGGAAAAGACAAAAAUGCACUGGCGCAGGACGCAAAUGUGAAAAAAGUUAUAAGCGAACAAACGGCCCAAUGGUCCGCCAUGAUGGAGAAGCAGAGGAAGGAAGAAUGGGAAUUACUGAAGAAUCAAACGCAGAGCUCUCGCGACGAGUUAAAGAGACUGAUCGAGGUCGUGCAAGCCACGCAAGUUAAACAGAUGCAGGCGAAACAUGACAAAGACAUAAAGGAUUUAAAUACCAAUCAAGCGAAAGCGUCCGUGGAAACGGCGAAGGAAGUAAUGAACGACAAGACUUUGAGAACGAAGGGUGAGAAGGACAGAAGGCUUCGCGAAAAGAAGCAACAGAAUACGAAAAAAUUUGUCGACGAGAGGAAGACUAUAGAAAUCAAGCAGGGCCGUGAAAAAGAGAAACUGAAGGUUACGCACGGAAAACAAGUGGAGGACCUGGACAAAGACAUCAAUACAAGUAUUGAAAUAUACGAGAACGAAGCGAUUGAGUACGACUUAUCAUCCAAGGCGGAAUUCUAUAUAUAGUUUUCUCUUAAUUUCUAUAUCAUCAUACUUAUCGUUUGAUGUUUGUUGUUUUAUAUUUUGUGUAAUACAUAUAUUUAUUUUUCUAUUUUUCAUAAUGAUAUAUCUUUUUAUACUAUUAUUACUACAGCAAAUUAUUUUUAGCUAUGUGUGUAAUUCAUCGUAUAUCUAUCGUUACUAAUCAUUGAUAAAUAUUUAUGUAUUAAGAAAUAUAUGGAUAAAUAAAGGAAUGG
Messenger RNA from Temnothorax curvispinosus, 3994 nucleotides. Its product is annotated as 1-phosphatidylinositol 4,5-bisphosphate phosphodiesterase-like. The coding region runs from base 522 to 3764 and encodes 1080 amino acids. Lineage: Eukaryota; Metazoa; Arthropoda; Insecta; Hymenoptera; Formicidae. The transcript has 19 exons. The record is from RefSeq and is a predicted model, not a curated record. Gene Ontology annotation, molecular function: phosphatidylinositol-4,5-bisphosphate phospholipase C activity; calcium ion binding. Gene Ontology annotation, biological process: lipid metabolic process; phosphatidylinositol-mediated signaling.